Metarhizium robertsii ARSEF 23 is the source of this 2568-nucleotide messenger RNA. RefSeq lists its product as uncharacterized. The record is from RefSeq and is a predicted model, not a curated record. The transcript has a single exon. NCBI's taxonomy places the organism in Eukaryota, Fungi, Ascomycota, Sordariomycetes, Hypocreales, Clavicipitaceae. Bases 1 to 2568 code for a protein of 855 amino acids.
AUGAAUCCUCUCCCAAGUCGAACAGAGUAUCGCUUUAACCCAUUCGAGCCGCACCCUGAGCUUGACGAUGUGGACAUUUCCGGGCUAGAAGACAUCGAUUGGAACAAUAACAGUGACGCAUUCGGCAUGUACGCUGCCCGAGGUUUUGCGCCUCCCAAGACCCAGACGCCGUCAGAAGUUCGUCAUGAAUCUCAGCAAAGGAAGAAGCAGAUAUCUGUCUCCUUCAACCUUCUCAGGGCGAUUGUUGACCGACACGAGGCCAAGAUUCAGAGGCGAUGGGAGAAGAAGACGAGGACACAGCGACUGAAGCUGUUGCUUGAGGCUUGGCCAGACAUGCCGGCUACACACCGCCCCGAUUUUGCGGUUUUUCGCAAGUACUCAAAGCAGCUGCAGGAAGCAGUAGCAGCGCAGUACCGCGGAUGCUUUAUUUGGCCCUACAUCAACCAGGAGGAUCUGGCCAGGCCAAAGACACUGCCAUUGCUGCUCAACGCCAGGGCAAGAAAUCACCCUAGCGUUUUUGCGGCCGCUGAUGGCGACGUGAUGCAGUUUGGAAACUUGACCAUGUUUCUUGUGCCCAUAUUUCUCAAUGGGUAUGUCAUGAUGUUGAACGGCGUCACUGCAGAGAACGAAUAUGGCAGAUUAGUUGGUUGGGAUGAGCACGACGAGGCGUUCGACUGGAUGACCUCCCGCAAACAGUUUCUGCCGGGAGAAGGUCUUGCCAUUUUGGAAGCCCAGAGUCGGCUUCUAGAAUUCCUUGUUUCCUGCUGUCAGCAAAUUCUUCACGAGAUUCCAGCGGAGGAACUAACCAGUGAUGUGUAUCCGAUUGAACCAGAGCCGCCGCUCAAAGCCAACAAUGACCCCAGUGGCCUGGCUUCAUUAGCCACUUUGGCGGAGGAAGCACCGUACCGAGUCCCUGCUAAUCUUGACUUGGAGAACAUCGAAUCGCUGUUGGCUGCACGAGCUUCACACGCCGCAGAGCACAUCUGGGCUUUGCGUGAAGAUCCAAGCUACUUUGCAGACGAGCUCCUUGAGGGCAAGGAACAUCGGCAGGAGAUAUUGAAAGAUGUAGACGGAAAAAGCCAUCCCACCUUGAAGUAUCCACGGGAGAAAUUGCUGUGGGCUAGGAUCAUUGGCAGUGUGGUUGUUGAGUCGACCCUCCAAUUGGAGAUGUUCUUGGAGCUUCGCGAUCAAGCACGCGAGCUCAAGGCCCUCCAAAAGAAGUGGGCGUCUAAAAUAUCGCCGUUGAAAGAUCUCCCAGAAGAAUACCUGCAGGCUCUACUUAAAUUCCGCCAUUACCUCAACCAAAUUGCCAAAGGGCCUCUCAAUCAGCUCAAGACUGCCGUUCCGGCGUCACCACCAAUGAGAAAUUUCUUCGUCCGAGCUGUACCCGAGUCGCCAACUUCAUCCAAAAUCCGCUUAAUGCAAAAGCCCAGCGUGAAGGUGGAUAAGACAACUGAGCACGUGCUGUGGUUGCUACGGACUCUGUGGGAAGAUGACCGCACAUUAUUCUUCUGCCGCUUGCCUGUUAUCGUGGAUGAGCUGGAGAGACUGAUCCAGGCAGACCAGAAGGCUCGGGACCUCAUCUCUCCAUACGUCGCCUUCAUAAUCGGCGACCUCUCCAUUGUUGCCGAAUGCUUGAGACAGCUUCAGGUUUAUCAACCUUGGGCCAAUGGGUUUGAAAAUGCGCUAGUAGACCGAGAGGAGGGUAUUAAAAGCGAGUUUGCAGCACGGAUGAAUACCAUGGGCAGAGUCCUAUCUAUCCGUGAUGAGAAUAUCCUCAAAGUAGUCCCAUUUGGAGAUCCAUCAGACAACAAGUUUGACUAUCCUGUGGGGAGGAAACGAAACAAGGUAAACGUUGACAAGCUUCGAUCGGCCGAGACUCAUCUGGAUAUCUUCUGGGAUAAUAUGGACAAGCUACUUUACUCUCAUGCGGGAAGUUUGAAAGGCACGGCUCUGGGGCAACUUUUGUCAAAGUCGUGGACACUGCAGCGUACACCGGAGUGGAUUGAACCAGCAGCCGGAAAGAAUGACAGGGGAAACGAGGUCUCGCAGCAUAGACCUGAGGUUCCUACGAAGCCCUUUUCUAACCUUUUCAUCGGCCCCGACCCACCGUCUGCAAGGAAAGAAGUGCUUGCUGGAGGAACUGCAAAGUCCAAGGUCAAGUCUCGAGGGACUCCCGUGUCCGUACCGGAGAACAACUCCGAGGUUCCGGCGGACCUGGGCGAUGCCCGACCGGAUUCUCAACCUACAUUCUUGAUAGAUUCACGAGCCUUGAAAGUUUUUCGCAUUGUAUUCUUCGAUCCGACAGCCAACACAACGCCCGGCGAAGUCGCGUGGAACGAUUUCCUACAUGCUAUGAGCUCAGUUGGAUUCGGUGCCCAAAAGUUGUAUGGGUCUGUAUGGCACUUUCAACCGACCAAGCUGGAUGUUGAAAGGAGCAUACAGUUUCAUGAACCACACCCUCGAGGCAAGAUUCCGUUCCUGACAGCUCGUCGGCAUGGUAGGAGACUCAGCCGAGCUUAUGGGUGGUUCGGCGGUAUGUUUGUAUUGAAAGAUAAAGCCGUCUAG